GUAAACACACAGCCCACCGGAUCAAUGCUCAGGGCAAUUACAAAGCAUCCAACGAACUCUAGCCUGGACGUGCCCCCACAAUGAAACACCCUGGUUUCCUUGGGUGUGUAAGUCGAAGGUAGACAACCUCAAGUCCCACCAAACUUGUGAGGCUGAGACGGCUCAUUGCACCCUAAACCGCGGUUUGUGUGGAUGCUAUGUCGCCGAAAUAACACAACACACCGGAAGAUUUAUUGAAAGAGAAGCUCGAUCAGCUGCAGUGUCACUUCACAUGGAGGCCACAGAAGGAAACUAUUGACUUGGUCGAUAUGAUGUUCAGAUUGCAAUAUUCUCUGACGUGGGGUGUAAAAUAUCAAGCUGCAUCGUACAACCAACUUGCUUUUGUAAACUGUCUGCAGGGUCAUUUUGAAGAAGCCAUUGAAAACUUAAUGGAAGCUGAAAAGAUUCUGAGGGAGAACCACAAAGUUGAAUUUGAAAGAAGAAGCAUCAUCACCUAUGGAAACUUUGCCUGGGUGCAUUACCACAUGGGACAGCUGACCGAGGCCCAGUCCUAUCUCGACAAGCUGGAAAUGAUCUGUAAACUGCUCAGUGACGGCCCUCGCUAUACAGCAAUGAUCCCUGAGGUGUACGGGGAGAAGGGGUGGUCAUCGCUGAGUUCUGCUGUUGAAUUCUAUGAGGAGGCAAAGGAAUGCUUUGCAAAGGCUCUGGAACAAGAUCCUGACAACACCGAGUGGAUAAUGGGAUAUGCGACUGUACUGUCUCGGCUGGAAGCAUUUUCUGGAACACCAGAGAGUCGUGAUCAAAGUCAGUCAGUGAAGUAUUUCCGACAAGUACUGGAGCUUGAUCCAGAUGAUGCUGUGGCCAUGGUGCUGUUGGCUCUAAAACUGCAGAGGCUAAGGCAAAAUGAGGAAGCAAAUGAAUUAGUUGAAAAAGCAUUGCAGAAGACCUCUGAUCUUCCAUAUGUGCUUCGCUGUGCUGGAAAAUAUUAUAGACAAAGGGGAUAUGUGAAGAAAGCAAUCGAGCUCUUGAAACAAGCAUUAGAAUUAACUCCACACUCUUGGUUCUUACACCAUCAACUUGGAUUGUGCUGCAGAAUUAAGCUGGAAUGCCUUCACAAUCCUGUGUUUCAGCAGAGAGCUGAGUUGAUGAAUCUAUGCAAGUAUCACUUUGAAAAGUCUUUUGAGCACCGUCGAAGGUCAGUUGUUCAACCACAACUGGACUUUGCACAUAUCUGCAUAACAAGUGGAGAGUAUUCCAGAGCAGAAGAGAUUUACCAUAGAUUGGUGGAGUUAAUGGAUAUUCGUCGAGAAGAUAUGCAGAGCAUAUGUCUGGAAGCUGGGUUAUUUGAACUGUACCAGAAAAAAUCUGAAACAAAUGCUGUUCGCCUCUUCCUGAAAGGGGUGAAAAUUGAAUGUAACUCAAGAGAACGGGAAAAAUGUCAUAUGAAUUUGGAGAAGUGGGCAGAUAGGAAACUUAUUAUAAAUGCACAUGAUAACAAUGCUCUUGGUAUUAAAGCAUUUCUGUAUCAGCUGGAUGGGAUCAAGGAUAAAGCGACUGAAUACUUUGAGAAGGCCUUGGAGUUUGAUCCUGGCGAUGAGGAAUAUGUGAAUGCUCUUUCUCAGUUACGUAGCUGAGCACCACUGGGAUGUUUAAAAGAUGCAUUUCCAUCUGUUCUGAGGAUAGUUUUGGUGGGUUGUUGCUUUACUAGUUAUAUCCUCUUAGCACCUUCUCUUACUCAUCAGCGUUCGAUUUGCAAAAAUGGUCCCUUUGUAACUAGACCCAAUUAUUGUGUUUCUUUUAAAAAUAUUAAUUCCUCAAGUACUCUGAGCAAACUGAAUUUAACUGUGCUUUUCUGGACUCCGGAAAGAUUGGAUUUGGGAUUCUGCCGCAAGUGGAUUUAAAUGAAAAAUCAAAAAAUUUUCCACAUUGGUUUGUUUGACCUAUUAACCAUUGAAAGUAUUUUACUUUUCAAAUAUAUCGAGUUUGAUUUUAUCUUAAGGAUCUUUGUAAAAUAUCCUCUAAGGAUAUGUUUGGUAAUUAAAGCU
Molecule: messenger RNA, 2045 nt
Organism: Mobula hypostoma (lesser devil ray)
Lineage: Eukaryota; Metazoa; Chordata; Chondrichthyes; Myliobatiformes; Myliobatidae
Product: interferon-induced protein with tetratricopeptide repeats 1-like
Exons: 2
Coding region: 309-1634 (441 amino acids)
Biological process (GO): defense response to virus
Cellular component (GO): cytosol
Molecular function (GO): protein binding
Source: RefSeq, a predicted model, not a curated record